Molecule: messenger RNA, 2554 nt
Organism: Eucalyptus grandis
Lineage: Eukaryota; Viridiplantae; Streptophyta; Magnoliopsida; Myrtales; Myrtaceae
Product: disease resistance protein RPP2B-like
Exons: 5
Coding region: 2-1813 (603 amino acids)
Biological process (GO): defense response
Molecular function (GO): protein binding
Source: RefSeq, a predicted model, not a curated record
AAUGCAUGACUUGAUUAAGCUGAUGGGUCAAGAUAUUGUUAAACAAGAGUAUCCAGAUGAACCUGGGAAACGAAGUAGAUUAUGGUGCUAUGAUGAUGUUUUUGAAGUAUUGUCAGAGGACAUGGGAACCAAUGCUGUUAAAGGCAUAGUGCUGCAGUUGCCAACACAAAAAGAGCUAGUCAUCAGUCCCAAUGCUUUCACACACAUGAGGAGACUGAAAAUGCUUAUAGUUCGGAAUGCCAAAAUCAGCGGAGGUCCCGUAUCUCUUCCUAAUGAUUUAAGGUGGCUUGAAUGGCCUGGAUGUCCUUUAUCCACUCCCGUAUGUGUUCCAAAGAAACUUGUUUGCUUUGAAGUGCCCCAAAGCCAGAUUGUGGGAUUUGGAGGCAACUUAAAGGACUUUCAAAAUUUGAAGUUCAUUAACUUUAGAGAUUGCCAGUCGUUGGUUUGUAUGCCGAACCUCGAAUGUACUCCAAAUCUUGAAGAAUUGAAUCUCCGUGGGUGCAUGAACUUGGAGCAUGCCCACAAAUCAAUUGGAUAUCAUGGCAAGUUACAGUUCUUGGAUUUAUGUGGGUGCUCUAAGCUUUAUGAACUCCCUGGUGAGCUCCGAUCCACGAAUCUUCAACAUCUCAAUCUUAAUCAUUGCUCAAAAUUGCAAAGAUUCCCCGACAUUCCAAAUAAAAUCACAGGCAUAGAAACACUUAAUUUAGAAAGCACAUCAAUUGAGGAACUUCCAGCAUCCAUAGAAAAUCUUGUCUCUUUGGAGCGUAUGGAUUUAAUGUAUUGCAAGAAACUGGCAAUCCUUCCACCUAGCAUUUAUAGGUUGCCAAAUCUUCAAAUUCUGAAUCUUCGAGGCUGCUCAAAACUAGUCAAGUUUCCAAAGGAGGAGGAGGAUUCAAGUGAUGCCCAUAUGAAGACAGUAUUUCCUAAGUUAGAUUAUUUGGACCUUAGUGGAUGCAAUCUAUCAGACAUAGAGUUCCUGGAGAAUCAUUCCUGUUUUCCCUUGUUAAGAUAUUUGAUUUUGCGUGGAAACAAUCUUGCAAAACUUCCUACAUGCGGGCAUCUAUAUAAGUUGCUCUGUUUGGAUGUUUCGAAUUGCCAACAACUACAAGAGAUCCUCAAGAUUCCAAGGCAAUUGCGUGAGCUAUCAGCAGUUGGUUGCCAAUCUUUAAGUAAAAUUACCUCCGACAUAUGUCACGUUGAUGAUGUUGACUUAUCUUCAUGUCAUGAACUGGUCCGUAAUGGGUUCAUGAAUGAUUUGUUCAAUCUCGAGCAUUUUCCCCCCACAAUUGGUUGUCGAGUUCUUCUACCUGGAGGAGAGAUGCCAAAGUGGUUGCUCCCAUAUGGAGAGGGUAAUAUAUCAUUCAUGGCUUCAAAGGACUUAUAUGAGAAUUUACUAGGAUUAGCUUUUGCUGUUGUAUUCGAAGUAAAAGAAGGAAAGAAGGAUGUUGAAUUCCAGCUUCUGGCAAACGUCAACGGUGAAAAGACGAGGGAAGAAUCAAAGACUUUCCGGUCAUUGGAUUUGGAUCAUAUGUGGCUUGAUUGUCGCAAAGCAAAGCUGCUAUGGGGAGGAGACGCUGUUGGUCCAAAUGAUUGGAGUCAUUUCCAGUUUAGCAUUAGAGUAUCUAGAGAACAAUUUGGUGAUGCCAUUGUGAAAAAGUUUGGAUUUCGACUAAUAUGCAAACUCCUAGAAAACGAUUUGGAGGUUUUGCUUCAAGAAGAUCAGUCAUUGGAUCCAGCUUUAAUUUACAAGGUUUGGCAUGAAGAUAGUCAAACAAGCUCAGAGGAAGAAAGUUCAAGUGAAACAGAAGAUUAAUUGGAUAGUAAAAGUGGCACAGAGGAAGAUAAUUCAAGUAAAUUACUCCACAAAAGGUCGAACAAAGUUGACUUCUCACUUCAGUUUUCUUGAGUUGACCCGCCACAAUAACAUCCGGAGCGUCCCAUUCCAAUGAAGCCUUAGUCAUUCUAUCUUCCAAUGUCGUCUUCUUCUUCUUCUGAAGCAAAAUGGCCGUACGACAUCUUCCUCAAGCUUCAGAGGCGAGGGGUCUGCCAUGGCUUCCUUGCUUCCCUCCACAGGGCUAUGCUUCAUGGCGGCAUCAACGCCUUCAUUGACAGUGAGGACUUGAGGCCUGGGAACGAUAUCUCACCGGUGCUCACGAAGGCCAUCAUGGAGGGGCAAAUCACCGUGCUCAUCUUCUUCAAGAACUACAGUUCGUCUUGGUGGUGCUUGGAUGCUGAUGAAGGUAAUGUAGUGUAAGAGGCUCAAGGGAUAGCUAGUGUUGCCCGUGUUCUAUAGAGUCGAGUCAAGGGAGAUUUGAGGGCAAACAGAGAGUUAUGGCAAGGCAUUGGCCAGGCACAAGGAGAAAUUGGGAAAGGAUUAUGAGAAGGUGAAGAAAUGGAGACAAGCCAAUUUGUCCGGUUGGCAUUAUAUCCAUGGGUGUCAGAGUACUCCUGUUCAACCCUUUAAAAGAAUAUGGGAUUCUAUAAUCUGUUGAAUCAUGAUGGGAUCGAUUAUUUUGUUAAGAGUCAUGUUUUGGAAUGUUACAGGGUGAUUGUU